This is a messenger RNA of Syzygium oleosum, 2913 nucleotides long. RefSeq names its product U-box domain-containing protein 33-like. Gene Ontology annotation, biological process: protein phosphorylation. Bases 480 to 2678 code for a protein of 732 amino acids. The transcript has 8 exons. Gene Ontology annotation, molecular function: ATP binding; protein kinase activity. NCBI's taxonomy places the organism in Eukaryota, Viridiplantae, Streptophyta, Magnoliopsida, Myrtales, Myrtaceae. The record is from RefSeq and is a predicted model, not a curated record.
CAUGGAGUACUCUCUUGACUCUAUCUCUCUCUCGUCUCUGCAACUGCAACAAUCCCUCCUUCUCUCUCUUCCUCUCCUCCGAUCAGAUCUCCGACAGCUCUCGCCGCGGAAACUCCGUUUCGCUCAGCUCGCUCAUCCAUGACGCUCGGCUCGGGAGGAUCGGGGGUCGUCGGUGAGUUCUCAAAACCCUUCCCGACCUAGAUUCCCAUAUCCUCGCUCCCCGGGCAAAUUCUCUCCGCCGAUCCCGACCGUUCCCAGAUCCCCCACCUCCCCCACAACACAGAACCUCACUUGAGACACUCCCCACUUAUUGACUUCAUUUUCGUUUCUCAGAGAAUUCCCAUGUCUCGCUUUCUGUUUCUCUCUCUCUCUCGUCUGCUCUCACUAGCUAGCCAUAUCCAUUAUAGACGCUGCAGAGUUUGUUCGCUUUGAUUUUUUGUUAAGAGCCGUCCUCGUCUUCAUACUUAGCACGUUCCAGUAUGGCCAUGGUCGAUCGUAUAAUUACACUUCCCGAGUUCGGAGUCCCGGCCAUCAUGCCGAGCUUUCGCAGGAUCGCACCUGAACUUGCGACGCCGGUGUUUGAAGACAAGAUUUAUAUUGCAGCUGGGAAGGACGUGAAAGAGGGCAAAGCGAAGAUUGUUUGGAUGGUGCAUCAAUCAGGAGGCAAUGUCAAGAUCUGUAUCAUUCAUAUUCUAGUUCCUUCACAGACGAUCCCCAUGGGAGGCCUAGGUGCCGGAAUGCCCGCGAACUCGGCGAAUGAGAUAAUGUUGAGAGAACACAGAGAAAGAGAGAGGACGAACAUGCAUAAAAUCUUGGAUACCUACCUGCGCGUUUGUGAACAAAUGGGGGUACCGGCAGAGAAAGAGUACAUAGAAUCGGACAGCAUUCAAAAGGGAAUUGUGGAGCUCAUACGUUUGCACGGGAUCAAAAAGCUCGUAAUGGGUGCAGCAGCAGACAGACGCUAUUCCAAGAAGAUGACAGAAAUCAAGUCCAAGAAAGCCAUCUUCGUUCGCGAAAAAGCUGACAUCUCUUGUCAAAUUCGGUUUAUCUGCGACGGUAACCUCAUUCACGCAAGGGAAGCUCAAACAGUUCAAGCCAUCGUUGAAGUUCCUACUGAUGCACCAUCACCAACGACUCCAACCCCUGGAGCUGGAAAGUCGGUUCUCAUUAAAUCGCGAUCAGCCACACAGCAGAGGAGUGGUAUGCCGAAGUUGAGCAAUCCAUUUCAAAAGAUUCUGAGAAGAGCGUUCUCCUCGAACGCUGACCAAUGUGUAGUGAUGCCAGUAGCUUCUCCCUCCCCAGAUAGCACUCCUUCCGAGCAGCCUAAUGCGGCAAGCAUGCUGGAGAGUCAAGACAUUCUCCAAGAACUUGCAACAAAUCUUUCCCAUCCUCCGCAGUUGAUUCAGUCGGUCUAUCAUACCGGCCACUCAUCACUUUCCAACACUCUGGAUAUGGAUGAAAUCGGCAUGCGUGAAGUGCUUGAGGGGGGAGUAACGACUUGUGCUGAAGCAGAAGUAGAUAUCAUUGAAGGCGGGCGAAAGGAUCCCAGGAUGUUGGAGGAAGAACUUCAGAAGGUGAAGGAUCAGCUAGACAAAGUGAUGAAAGAGAAAUUGCAGCUCGAGAGCCAAUUCGCUGAGACUGACCAGAGCAGAAAGGAGUUGGAGCUGAAAAACAUUGCGAACGAUGAAAUGUUGCAGACUUUUAGACAAGAGCGAGAGCGGUUGCAGAUCGACCUCGAGAAUGCACUCGAAAAGGCUGAGGAGGUGAGCAGAAGAAAAGGAGAUUCCUCGGGCACAAAGUACUUCUCCGAGUUCUCCAUGACCGAAAUCAGGGAAGCUGUGCAGAACUUCGCCCCGUCCUUGAAGAUCGGAGAAGGCGGCUGGGGGCGGGUGUAUAGAGGUUUCCUUCGACAUACGCUGGUGGCUAUAAAGAUCAUGAAAUUUCCUAGCAUGCAAGGUUCACAAGAAUUUCAACAGGAGGUGGAUGUGUUGAGCAAGGUGAGGCAUCCUAAUCUCAUCACGCUCAUUGGCGCUUGUCCCAAGCCCUGCACUCUUGUUUACGAAUAUAUACCAAACGGUAGCCUCGAAGACUGGCUCCACAGCAGCAACAGGGCGAAGCAGCUGCCGUGGCGAGCACGAAUACGCAUCGCCACGGAGCUCUGCUCUGUCCUGGCCUUCCUCCACUCUUACAAGCCUCACAGCAUCGUCCAUGGGGACGUCAAACCGGGGAACAUCCUACUGGAUGCACACCUCGUGAGCAAGCUCAGCGAUUUCGGCAUCUGUCGACUGCUGUCCGGCGGCGAGCGGUCGAGCAACAACACCACCGUCGUGUACCCGACCAACCCGAAAGGGACCUUCGGGUACAUGGAUCCCGAGUUCCUCGUCACGCAAGAGCUUACGAAGAAGUUCGACGUUUAUUCUUUCGGGAUUAUACUGCUUGAGUUAUUGACGAGGAGACCCGCCUUGGGAAUAGCGAACGUAGUGCAAAGGGCAAUUCGCGCAGGGACUUUGGAGGAAAUCUUGGAUCCAUUGGCUGGAGAUUGGCCCUAUGAGCUGGCCAAGGAGUUGACUCAUUUGGCUUUGAGAUGCUGCGCGAUGAGCAGAAGGGAUAGGCCGGAUCUCCGGUCAGACGUGUGGACGGUGUUCGAAUCGGUCGGAGCUUCCUAUCGAUUAACCUAGACUCUUGAAUACUCAGGAAUUGAGCGAUAUACACAUUUGGAUGUGUACUUUGAACUUCAUGUAAUUUGACUUUCCGGGUCAUGUGUGGCGGUCGACGGCGAGUACCGGCCAGUUUGUGUGUAUGUACAUACAUAGGUCUUUUGCUACGUCAUGUAUUGAGUUAUCUUGUUGAAAGUUCUUCCAGUAUGUACCCACCAUUGUUCUUAUGAAUAGAUUUUUUCGUGUGCAUCAAGUA